UUCGGGAACUCUCUUGAACCCACACUCUCUCCGUAUCCUCUCUCUCUGCUUUUCCUUGAACCUCACCCGUGGCUCAAAAUCCUUUUUCUUCCAUUUCUAGUAUAUCUCUUCACUCAGUGGCGAGUAUACCGCCUGGCACGUGCCUGGGCUGCCCUUUUAUUUAUUUAUUUAUUUUUUAUUUUUAUUUUUUUUAAAAUGAAAACAAAAACACAAAACGAAGGAAGAGUAGUAUUUGCUUUCUCUUUCUCGAUCCCUCUCUCUCAAAAUCGCUGCUCUCAAUUCCUCUCUCACCCGCCGGCCGCCGCUCUCAAUCCCUCUCUCACUGCUCUCAGUCUCUCUCCCUCACCUCGCCGUUCAAUCUUCCGCCGCAGCCGCACCACUGCUCAGCUCACCGCGCCGCUCUCACUCUUUCUCUUCGUCUCGUUUGAGGUUUUGGCCUUCUCUCUAGGAAUGGGUCUUCUCAGCAUCAUUCGGAAAAUCAAAAAGAAGGAGAAGGAAAUGCGAAUUCUUAUGGUUGGGUUGGACAAUUCUGGGAAAACUACAAUUGUUUUAAAGAUUAAUGGGGAGGACACUAGUGUCAUAAGUCCUACCCUUGGCUUCAACAUCAAAACCAUCACCUACCAGAAGUACACUCUAAAUAUAUGGGAUGUUGGGGGCCAAAAAACAAUCCGAUCUUACUGGCGAAACUACUUUGAGCAAACAGAUGGUUUGGUUUGGGUGGUUGACAGUUCGGAUCUUAGAAGGUUGGAUGAUUGCAAAAUGGAGCUAGAUAACCUUCUAAAGGAAGAGAGACUAUCUGGAUCAUCCUUACUAAUAUUAGCAAAUAAACAAGAUAUUAAAGGUGCCCUUGCACCCGCAGAAAUAGCUAAGGUGUUGAACUUGGAAGCUAUGGAUAAAUCUCGGCACUGGAUGAUAGUUGGAUGUAGUGCAUAUACUGGCGAGGGUCUGCUUGAGGGAUUUGAUUGGUUGGUCCAGGACAUAGCCUCUAGAAUCUACAUGCUCGACUAAUUAUUGUCACGCCGAUAUUCAAAGCUGAAACAUAGAAGAGCAUUCUUAACCUCGAUAUGCUAUCAUUGGAAGACAUCGACCCUGCAUCUGUAAGAUGUUCUGUAUGGAAUUUUUACCUCCUCUUUUCUAUAUUCAGUCAUUUAAUCUACUCUGUAUUAAAUCUUGUUUAUUGUACGGUUUUAUAUGAAUAUGAAGUUGGGGAGUAGAAUACUCCCUCUAUGAAGUUGUUCAAUCUUACCUCAAAAUUAAUACUAUGUAUGUGUACUAUUCUCAAGGUUACUAUACUUCACUAUACAUUCAUGAUAAUAGUUAACAAUCAAUGGUUAAAAAAGAUAAUUUUGUAUAA
Molecule: messenger RNA, 1354 nt
Organism: Trifolium pratense (red clover)
Lineage: Eukaryota; Viridiplantae; Streptophyta; Magnoliopsida; Fabales; Fabaceae
Product: ADP-ribosylation factor-like protein 2
Exons: 6
Coding region: 196-1008 (270 amino acids)
Biological process (GO): protein folding
Cellular component (GO): cytoplasm; microtubule cytoskeleton
Molecular function (GO): GTPase activity; GTP binding
Source: RefSeq, a predicted model, not a curated record